AUGACAACAUUGACUCCAGCUCAGCAAAACGAAUUUGAGUCUCAAUUUGUAAAUCUUGUUCUCUCAUUUUCCAAGUCAGUUUCCCUUUCCGCUGAGAGAACAUUUAUUCAAGUUCUCCCACUCACUGUUCAUUCCGCAGCGUCGUAUCUUGCCGCAUCAGAAAAAGCGCUUAGAGAUCGUCUUGAUAAGACAAAAGAUGUUUCAAAUCAGUUGUUCGAUUGCCUCAAACUUACAGAUGAAAAAAUUCCCAAACAGCAAGAGGAGAAGUUCCCACCAAUCAACGAGAUAAUUGGUAAAAGGGUUUCACGAGGCCGUGAUUGGAAAUGGGACGAGCAGGAUGGUGGUAAAGGGCACGUCGGAAAAGUUGUGUCGGUGAAAGGAAAUGGUUGGGUCAAAGUUUUGUGGAAUCCAGACGGUCAGCCAAAUAGAUAUAGGUGGGGUGUUGAUGGAAUGUACGACUUAAGACUUGUAGACACCACAGAAUCAGGUGAAAUGUUGACCAUGGAACAACAGACAAAAAAGGAAGCGUCAUGGACUGUUGGCAAAGUGGUUAAGAGGGGACGUGACUGGAAAUGGGAGAACCAAGAUGGAGGAGAAGGAAAUACUGGCAUUGUCAUUGAUGUGGCUGACGACGGAUGGGUCGAAGUGAAGUGGAAGAAUGGAGAAAUUGCACAGUACAGAUGGGGCGACGAAGGCAAAUUUGACCUUGAAGUUGUCACUAAUUGA
This is a messenger RNA of Entamoeba invadens IP1, 726 nucleotides long. RefSeq lists its product as hypothetical. The transcript is spliced from 2 exons. Gene Ontology annotation, cellular component: cytoplasm. The record is from RefSeq and is a predicted model, not a curated record. NCBI's taxonomy places the organism in Eukaryota, Evosea, Mastigamoebida, Endamoebidae. Gene Ontology annotation, molecular function: metal ion binding; ubiquitin-protein transferase activity. Gene Ontology annotation, biological process: protein ubiquitination. Bases 1 to 726 code for a protein of 241 amino acids.